Molecule: messenger RNA, 882 nt
Organism: Adineta steineri
Lineage: Eukaryota; Metazoa; Rotifera; Eurotatoria; Adinetida; Adinetidae
Source: the annotation of a GenBank genome assembly
AUGAGUAAAGGUACUGCUGGUGCGCCCUUUAACAAUGAUUGGAAAUGCGGAUGGUUUCCAGAAUGUAAUGCUCCUUGUCAAUCACCAUGCCGCAACGCCGAUCAUCCACGCAAGAAAUGUGCUGCCGAGAAAUUACAUGAACUCAAGGACUGUGUUCACGGCAAAUGGGGGUUCUAUUACAGUCCAAACGGUGAGAUUCGAACCUGGGGAGGUAUUAAUAAAUUUAAUCCCAGUGGGUGUGCUGUAGUUUAUUUGCUUAUCUACAAUCGAAAUAAACAACAGUUUCUUUUUGAUUUAAGUAAAAAGGGUGAAUACACUUUACCAUCUCAUCGCCGCCUCACAUACGAUCCCGAAGAUCUGCACGUAGUUGCUACGAGAAUUCUCGACACUUUACUCUUACCUGGUAAUCAAAAUGUUCCAGUUACAUCUAUUCCUCGUCGUUUCAUCUUUACGGAUGCAUCGGUGAUCUAUCCAGUCUGUUUAAACAAUGAAAAUGCAUCGCAAAUUAUUUUCAAAAAUGGGCGAAAAUGGUUUGAUCGAAAAGUAGUUGAGCAAGCUAUGGAAUUUGCUACUCUUGAAUGGGCACUCAAGAAGGACAAUCAAAGCUACGGAUACGAAGUCAAAGACAGAGGAGCACAGCUGGGACAUCGACCGUUAUUUACACUACCUACGCUCGUUUUGCGAUGGCUUUUCGAAAAUCAAAAUAUCGAAGCAACGAAAACUCCAAGAGCAAGUUCUCCUUCUCUCUCUACUGCAUCUAGUUCAAUCUACUCUUCAAUCUCUGUUCCUAUUUCAAAUACAACAUCAGCGUACGCCUCUGCUUCAUCCACUUUAGAUGAACCUGUCAAUCAUGUUAGUUUUGAUGAAUUUUUUGGAUUGUAA